Messenger RNA from Diabrotica virgifera virgifera (western corn rootworm), 468 nucleotides. Its product is annotated as GTP-binding protein Di-Ras2. The transcript is spliced from 2 exons. The coding region runs from base 1 to 468 and encodes 155 amino acids. Gene Ontology annotation, molecular function: GTP binding; GTPase activity. Lineage: Eukaryota; Metazoa; Arthropoda; Insecta; Coleoptera; Chrysomelidae. The record is from RefSeq and is a predicted model, not a curated record.
AUGAAUAACAACGGAACUACCAUGUCUGAUUACGAAAGGAUCCGCCUAGUCAUUUUGGGCGGUCCUGGAGUAGGUAAAAGUUCCAUUAUUAAGAGGUUCUUAACAAAUACUUAUACCAGCAAAUAUCGUAGCACAAUUGAAGAUCUUUAUAAUAAAGAAUAUGAUUUAGGACACAUGACGCUUAAAGUGGAUAUUCUAGAUACGGCCGGUGAUAUGCAAUUUCCCGCCAUGAGACGAUUAUGUAUAGCCACAGCCCACGCCUUCCUCUUAGUAUAUGCGGUUACAUCUGCCCCUUCUUUGGACUGCGUAAAGCAGUGUUUCGAGGAAAUUAGAGAGCAGCGAGGGGAUUAUCAGGAAAUACCCAUAGUGAUAGCGGGUAAUAAAUUAGAUUUGACAUCGACGCACAGAGAAAUACCGAUCGAGGAUGUUUCAGAAUGGGUUUACUGCGAGUUACCAAAAUUAAGGUGA